AUGGGAGCUGGAGCUUUCGUUGAGACGAGUGGAAUAAAACAUUAUGAGGGAAGAGUGACUCCAUAUGUGUUAAUGACAUGUUUUGUAGCUGCAAUGGGAGGUCUUCUUUUCGGUUAUGAUCUUGGUAUUACUGGAGGGGUGACUUCUAUGGAUGAAUUCUUGAUCAAAUUCUUUCCACGGGUGUAUAAGAAAAUGAAGGAUGAAACACAUAAUACAAGUCAAUAUUGCAAGUUUGAUGAUGAAAUUUUAACACUAUUCACAUCUUCCCUAUACCUUGCAGCAUUGAUAGCUUCUUUCUUUGCUUCCGCAAUCACAAGAAUGAUGGGACGCAAGACCUCAAUGUUUCUUGGUGGCUUAUUUUUCCUUAUUGGUGCAAUACUAAAUGGAUUAGCAGCUAAUGUUGAAAUGCUAAUAAUUGGUCGUUUACUUCUAGGAUUUGGUGUGGGAUUUUGCAAUCAGUCGGUACCGGUCUAUUUGUCUGAAAUGGCUCCAGCAAAAAUUAGAGGAGCACUUAACAUUGGCUUCCAAAUGAUGAUUACAAUUGGUAUUCUUGCCGCAAAUCUGAUCAAUUAUGGCACGUCCAAGCAUAAAAAUGGAUGGAGAGUCUCUUUAGGUCUUGGAGCAGUGCCAGCAAUUCUUUUGUGCCUAGGAUCCCUUUUUUUAGGUGAAACACCAAAUUCCUUGAUUGAAAGAGGCAACCAUGAAAAGGCAAAGGCAAUGUUGAAAAGGAUCCGCGGAACUGAAAAUGUUGAUGAAGAAUAUCAAGAUCUUGUUGAUGCUAGUGAAGAAGCUAGUAGGGUGGAACAUCCAUGGAAGAACAUUACUCAACCAGAAUAUAGGCCUCAACUUACUUUCGUCAGUUUCAUUCCAUUCUUCCAACAACUUACCGGCAUUAAUGUUAUCAUGUUUUACGCUCCCGUCCUUUUUAAGAUCUUAGGCUUUGGUGAUGAUGCUUCCCUCAUGUCUUCGGUUAUUAGUGGUGGUGUCAAUGUUGUUGCUACACUUGUUUCUGUAUUCACAGUAGACAAAUUCGGAAGAAGAUUUUUAUUUCUUGAGGGUGGCUUACAAAUGUUUAUUUGUCAGGUUAUUAUUGGAAUCUUAAUUGCAUUAAAGUUUGGAGUGACCGGACAAGGAUCAUUUACCAAAGGCGAAGCCGACCUUCUCUUGUUCUUUAUUUGUGCAUAUGUUGCGGCAUUUGCAUGGUCUUGGGGACCAUUGGGUUGGUUAGUGCCUAGUGAAAUAUGCGCUCUAGAGGUUCGACCAGCAGGUCAAGCUAUAAAUGUUGCGGUGAACAUGUUCUUCACAUUUAUGAUUGCUCAAGUCUUCCUAACCAUGCUUUGUCACUUGAAGUUUGGCCUUUUCUUUUUCUUUGCUGGUUUUGUGGCAAUCAUGACCAUUUUCAUUGCUGUCCUUUUACCUGAGACCAAAAAUGUUCCAAUUGAAGAAAUGAACAGGGUGUGGAAGUCGCAUUGGUUUUGGACAAAGUAUGUACCUGAUCACGUUGUUGGUGGUGGUAAUAACAAAAAGGUUGAUCCUUGA
Molecule: messenger RNA, 1539 nt
Organism: Medicago truncatula (barrel medic)
Lineage: Eukaryota; Viridiplantae; Streptophyta; Magnoliopsida; Fabales; Fabaceae
Product: sugar transport protein 10
Exons: 3
Coding region: 1-1539 (512 amino acids)
Biological process (GO): monosaccharide transmembrane transport
Cellular component (GO): membrane
Molecular function (GO): monosaccharide transmembrane transporter activity
Source: RefSeq, a predicted model, not a curated record